Molecule: messenger RNA, 2880 nt
Organism: Loxodonta africana (African savanna elephant)
Lineage: Eukaryota; Metazoa; Chordata; Mammalia; Proboscidea; Elephantidae
Gene: TCN1
Product: transcobalamin 1
Exons: 9
Coding region: 1249-2553 (434 amino acids)
Biological process (GO): cobalamin transport
Molecular function (GO): cobalamin binding
Source: RefSeq, a predicted model, not a curated record
AAUGGGUUGGAGAGGGAUGCUGGUGAGGAAUGAGCUUCAUGGAUCAGGUGGACUAUGCUGGCAUCUCCUCCCUGGAGGGCAGAUGAGAGGGCAGAGGAGGUUAGAAGCUGGCUAAAUGGACAUGAAAAGAGAGAGUAGAGGGAGAGAGCAGGCUGUCUUAUCAGGGGGAGAGCAAUUGGGAGUAUGUAGCAAGGUGUAUAUAAGUUUUUGUGUGAGAGACUGACUUGAUUUGUAAACUUUCACUUAAAGCACAAUAAAAAUUAAAAAAAAAAAACAAACUUGUAGGCAAAUGUUCACAGCAGCAUUAUUGAUAAUAGCCAAAAAGUAGAAACAACCUAAAUAUCCAUCAACUGAUAGAUAGACAAGUAAAAUGUGGUGGGGUCAGUUCCUGGAGAAGGAGAUAAUGCUUGGUAAAGUAGAGGGUCAACGAAAAAGCGGAAGACCUUCAACGAGAUGGACUGACAUAGUGACUACAAUGGGCUUAAAAAUGGCAACAAUUGUGAGGAUGGCGCAGAGCCAGGCAAUGUUUCGUUCUGUUGUACAUAGGGUCUCUACGAGUCGGAACCAACUCGAUGGCACCUAACAACAUAUCCAUACAAUGGAAUAUUAUUCAGCCACACAAAGGAAAUGAAGUAUCGUAUCGAUACAUGCUAUAAACAUGGAUGAACCUCGAAAACAUUAUGGUGAAUGGAAGAAGCCAUCCACAAAAGGCCAUAUAUUGUAUUUUUCUAUUUAUAUGAAAAGUCAAAAAACGCGAAUCCAUAGAGACAGAAAGUAGAUCAGCAGUUGCCUAAGGCUAGAUGAUGAGUUCCUGCAUGGUAAAAAUUUUUAAGUGCUCGGCUAGUAACCAAAAGGUUGAUGGUUUGAGUCCACCCAGAGGCAGCUUGGAAGAAAGGCCUGAUGAUCUACUUCCAAAGAUCAUAGCCACUGAAAACCCUGUGGAGUGCAAGUCUACCGUGAAACACAUAGGGUAGCCAUUAGUCAUUUACCUAAUUUAUGUUCUUGGGACUGAAGGUUUGAGACAGGAAACAAAGCAAAAAUUAUUUCCUCAUCCUCUCUGACCAUACCUUUCAUGCGUUCUUCCUGGUUUUUUCAUAUUACUUGGACAAACACACUUGACCACACCUCCUGAUAUUUCCCAAUAUUUGCAUGAGUGAAGAGGCUGAGGCAACCUGAAGGAGCUUACAUUACUCUCUGCCCAAUAAAUAGCCAGGCAAGUCAUCACCAUUCCAGCACACUGUUGGGGAGAUGAGACAAUUAUUACAGCUGCCCCUAGUGGGGCUGCUAUUAUUUUUCCUUACUCCAAGUCAACAAUCCAAGAUCUGUGUGGUAGAUAAAAAAGACGAAUCCUGUCUAAACCCUCUGUUGAGCACAAUGAACAAUUCAAAAUAUACCAAUGAAGUCCAAGCUGCCCAUGUUCUGCUGUCUCUGAGACUUGUUAGGAUCAAGAACCAAAACCUAGAGCAAAGACUGAUGGAAAUAGUCAAAAACACUACGUCAAGGAAAGGGUCAGAUUUAAGUUCUGGACAGCUUGCCUGGACUAUAAUGGCUUUGGGAGCAUGCCAUAACCCUAAUGAAAACUUUUCUAAUGAUUUUCAACUGGUCCACCUUCUAGAAAAGAAAUUCCAAGAAGAAAUUAAAAAUAUGGGAGCACACAAUGGCAAUUCACUAACUAACUACUACCAGCUCAGCCAGGGCCUUUUGGCCUUGUGUCUGUUCAGUGGAAACUACUCGGUCACUGAAAUUGCCGAACUCUUCACUCCUGAAAAUGAAAACUAUUAUUUUAGUGGCCAGUUCUCAGUAGAUACUGGUGCAAUGGCUGUUGUAGCUCUGACCUGUGUGAAGAGGAGUAUAGAAAAACAAAAGAUUGAAGCAGAUACAACGAUUUCAGUGACUAUUGAUAAUCAUAUAAAGUCACUGAUAAAAAAAAUUCUGUCUGAAAAAAAAGAAAACGGUCUCAUCAGAAACAUAUAUAGUACAGGAGAAGCUAUGCAAGCCCUCUUUGUCUCAAAAAAUAAUUACGAACAAAGUGAAUGGAAUUGCAAACAGACUCUGGACACAGUGCUCAAGGAAAUUUCUCAGGGAGCAUUCAGUACUCCAACUGCGGCAGCCCAGAUCUUACCUGCCCUGAUGGGAAAGACCUAUCUGUAUGUUAACAAAGACUCUCCUUGUGUCUCUGGUUCAGGUAUAAAUUUCAAUGUCUCUGCUCCUGUGCCUGGAUCUGUAACACCUGAGAACUCACCCUCAGCUAUCACAGUCCGUUACUCUGUGCAAAUCAAUGAAACAUAUUCCACCAAUGUCACCGUGCCAAAUGGAUCUGUCUUCCUAGAUGUGAUGAAGGAAGCUCAGAAACAAAACAAGACUGUAUUUGACUUCACAGUAGAGGAGACUUCAUGGGGCCCAUACGUCACCUGCGUUCAGGGCCUAAGUGCCAACAAUAAUGACAGAACCUACUGGGAAAUUCUGAGUGGACCCAAACCACUGAGCCAAGGAGUUGGUAGUUAUGUUGUCCAUGAUGGAGAAUCUUUGAUGAUUCGUUGGAGCAAAUACUAAUAAAUCCAAACCUUCCUCGGAUGGAUAUAAUCCAUUUGCAGUGGAAAUUAGCUUCAUGCCUUCCUCUUCAUCUCAAUCCCAAUAGAACAGUCAAUAACCUCCGCUUCUCCCCCUCUGCCUCUUCAAUAAAAAAAACCAAUAACUGUACAAAAAGAGCAUGUUCUAACCUGUUCAUCUGAAAAAGUGAUUAUUAUAAGCAGGAAGGUCACUUGAAGAGAAGUAAAGGAAAAGAGACUGAACCACAUGUCUAAUAAACUGGGUUUUACUUAAGGUUUCCUACACUAACUAGCUAGGUAACCCUGGACAACUUGGAAAAUGGAAAUAAGG